This is a messenger RNA of Elgaria multicarinata webbii, 2400 nucleotides long. RefSeq names its product DC-STAMP domain containing 2 (gene DCST2). Gene Ontology annotation, cellular component: membrane. The transcript is spliced from 15 exons. Bases 1 to 2400 code for a protein of 799 amino acids. The record is from RefSeq and is a predicted model, not a curated record. Lineage: Eukaryota; Metazoa; Chordata; Lepidosauria; Squamata; Anguidae.
AUGGGCCUUCCGUCCAUCCUCUCCGUCCAGCGGUUGAAGGAGGCGCUGAAGAGCCUCUCGGGUCGCAAGAGGAAGAAACGGCGGGCCGUCCCGCGGGUGGCGGAGGACACCAUAGGCCGGGCGGUGGCCCGUAGCGUGGGCGGCUUCACCCUGGGGAUGACCCUCGCCGGGGCCUACGGAGCACUGGUCAUUUUCGUGCAGGGUUACAACAUCUGGUACUGCCUGGUGACCACGAUCACUUUGGCUGCCGGGCUCGGGCUGGGCAUGGCCUUCUCGCGCAAAGUCCGGCUCACCGUCCUGCUCACGCUGCCCCAGAUUUUCUCAAAAGAGGGGAAAACUAUGUUCAUGUUCCUGGCAUUCUGCCUGGCCAUGGAGGGACCCUUCGCUAACAUCAUCCGGAACUUCUCUCGGGGGGCUGAGGCUGUAUCGUGUGGUGCUGAGCUCGCCCUCAACCAGACAGCGGAAAUGCUGAACAGGGCCCGUCAGCCCCUGAUCAAUGCGCUACAGAAAAUCAAAGAUAUCGCCCAGAAGGCCAAAGUGGUUGGGGACCGUGUGCGAAAACUUUUCCGGUCCGUCAUGGACUCCGUGCGGCAUGUAGCCCACUGCCUGCGCAAUGUCUGGUACUGGCUCUUGAACCUGGGCAAAGUUUGCAACGAGGAGAUGGGCACACCCUACCGGAGGUGUGCCAGCAUCUUUGAGAAUGCCAAGGAUGAAUGUCAGCGGGUCGUCCCCCUCCUCUACUACCUCUGCUACGUCGUGCUGCUGUUCAAAUACCUCUGCGGCCUGGCUAACAUCCUCCUUGUCUUCUGCAUAAUUCCCGAGUACAUUGUGCCAUUCCUGCGACGCCAGGUAGCUGAACCCAUCGUGGCCCUACUCAACCGCAUCCGGAGCGAGUUCGAAUUCAACAUCACCACCGUGCACAAGUACGACGUGACCAUCAACGCGAGCAAGAGCCUGUCCCAAGUCGCCUUUGACAUCAUGGAGGACGUGUCGAACCGCCUGCAGCCGGCGAAGGAAGCCGUGGGGCUUUUCGGCUACCUGUCCAGCUUGGUCAUUCUUUACAUCUACAUCAGGGCUCUGCUGUACCGGAAGCAUUACUUACGCCAGGACAGUUUCGACAACAUCUAUGUCACCAAGUCAUUCCUGGAAAUGGACAUGAUGCGGAAAAAGAGCAAGAGGCCCACCGUCCUGCCGCUGUCAGCGAAGGAGAGCACCAGAUACAUCCGCCCAGCCUCGCUCGUGUUACCCCGCAAAGAGCAACUCCGCUACGCCCUGGCCAUCGUCUCCGUCUGUCGCCAGCUGAUCCUUGUCAUCCUGCUCAUUGUAGCCGACUACUCAAUCUUCUGGCUCUUUGAUUUGGUGCGAUAUCAGCUGCACGGAGAAAUUGUUGCGAGGGCCCCAGUGACUAUGAGCGUCAGCGUCAAAGGAACAGGCUACACGGGGGAGAUGUACCGCGACCUGGUCUCUUCGUUUGAGGUGCUGCAGCGUGGGAACGUCAGUGUGGUCUCCCGGAAAUGUCGCUUGCGCCCCGCUGAGCCCGAUUACAGAGGUUACAUAGUCAUCGGCCUCAUGUACGGCACCUGUUUCUUCAUCGCCAUCUUUGGCACCUAUAUCCAGCGUCUGCGACGGGCUAUUUGUGCCUGGUACUACCCCUCCCGUGAACGGGAGCGGAUCUGCUACCUCUACAACACCAUCCUCACUCGAAGGGCAGGGCUGGCAAAAGCCGUGCUUAAGGCUGUAAGAGAGCGGUCAGCGGACGGGGGUCGCACCAAUAUCUUACUCGUAUUUGCAGCAAAGGUGCGCUUGUGCCGCUGGCUGGUGAAGAAGCUGGGCGUGCAUGAGUCUUAUUGCAUGGGAUGUGGAAGAAUCCGUGACAGUGCGGCCAGCGAGGAGUAUGUCACUUGCAGCACGCCUGGAUGCCGAGGGAUCUACUGCCCUGAUUGUUACAAACUCCUGAGGAACAUGUGCUCCAUCUGUAUGGCCCCUCUCACCUACCAGGGAGACAUCGAGGAAGAGAUGGAUUCCAGUGACGAAGAGGCCAUGGCGCUGUGGACCAGAGCUGUGCAAGCGCUCCGUGGGGCUCCGGACCGAAAACGACAGAAGCAACGGCGGUUGCUGAAGGCUCGGAUCGAGCGGGCCGUGAAGGGGCAGGGGAACUGCCGCCGCUUGCCCCCGGUGCUGGCCAAGCGGAUCCUAGCCCAGCUGAAGGAGGAGGAGGAGGAGGACGGGAGCAGCGCCAGCGAGGAGAACCCGUCAUCCAGCUCAGGUGAAGGCAGCACCUCCUCUUCCUCCAGGUCUCAGUCCAGCCUUGAUUUCAGCUACCAGAAGGAAGCAGAAACCAGUAGCAGCGAGGAGUUGAUGGAGGUGAAAAGCGAUAAAAGGCCACCGUCUAAGAAGUAG